CAUCGCGACGGAAUCAACGACCACGUUCGUUUCACAUCGGGAUGUCGAUGUAUCGGUUUAGCAAAGGUGGCCGGUUGUUCGUGCAGGGCACCAGGGAGGAUGACCCUCGCGAGACCGUGGUCACUAGCCCCGCAUCGGCGACGACACCGGUCGCCGACGAUCUGACGGCGAUCUAUACGAAACGGAGACUCUCUACCGAGGUUCUAGGAUCGUCGAUCGAGUCUACGAAGACAUCGAGACACGGCGAGAACGGCACGAAACGUAUCGUGACACGGAUCGUUCGUAAAACGACCACGUUGACACGUGGCGAGGAACGAUGCGUCGCCGAGGAUCUGACGAAACGCGGUACUUCCGGCUAUCUGCAGGAGACCACCGCCGCAGCUUCCUCCACUUCCUUCUCCCUGAGUCGACAGGCUUCACCAAAACCGAAAACCGUUCGGAUAUCCGAUAUAGUGGUGGGUCAAGAACCGAACGUGACUGCCCGCGAGGCCCUACUGCGAUGGGCGAGACGAUCGACCGCGCGUUAUCCUGGUGUACGCGUGACGGACUUCACCGGAUCAUGGAGGGACGGUCUGGCGUUCAGCGCCCUGAUACACCGAAACAGGCCGGACCUGGUCGAUUGGCGGGGCGCACGUUCCUGUCAGCCGCGGGAGCGGCUCGACCGGGUCUUCCACGUCGCGGAGCGCGAGUAUGGCGUUACGAGGCUUCUCGAUCCCGAAGACGUGGACACUCCUGAACCGGACGAGAAGUCCUUGAUAACGUACAUCUCUUCGCUCUACGACGUGUUCCCGGAGCCGCCGGCAAUCCAUCCGCUCUACGACGCAGAGGCGCAGAGACGAUCGGCGGAGUACAGAGAGCUCGCUAGUUCCUUACAUUUGUGGAUACGCGAGAAAAUGAGCCUGAUGCAGGAACGUGCGUUCCCGCCGACUUUAAUCGAGAUGAAGAAACUGGCCGCCGACAGCACGAAAUUCAAGAACGAGGAGGUGCCGCCUCGAUACCGAGACAAGCAGCGGCUCGCUUAUAUAUUCCGGGAUCUACAGAAAUACUUCGAGGCGGUCGGCGAGGUGGACAUGGAGCCGGAAUUACACAUCGAUGUGAUCGAGAAGAAUUGGAAUCGUCUGAUAAUGCUGCACCAGGAGAGAGAACAGGCGAUCAUCGACGAAAUCAAACGACUCGAACGACUCCAACGACUGGCCGAGAAAGUUCACAGGGAGAUGAAGACGACCGACAAUCGAUUAGAGGAGCUCGAGAGACGCGUCGAGGACGAAGCGAGACGCCUCGAUCGUCUUCAUCCCCUCGAGGCGAAACACGCCGGGGACCUUCUCGAACAGGACAUACGAAAUACCGAAAUACAGAUUCAGAAUAUCUUCACGGACGUGCACACUCUUACCGAAGGGAGAUACAGUCAAGCUGCCGAGCUCCAUAAAAGGGUUCAGAAGCUACAUCAACGGUGGGUCGCCCUGCGAUCUCUUCUUCACAAACGAUUGGUACAGCCCCUGGCGGCCGUGUCCUUCCCGGUAGAGGAACGCGUCGUCACGAAGCAUCGCACAACCGUCCAUGAAACCCGACUAGUAGACACCAAUCCCCAUUUCCGUGCGCUGCACGAUUGCAUCGACUGGUGCAAGGCGAAAAUCAAGCAGCUACAGGACGCAGACUACGGCUCCGACUUGCCCAGCGUUCAGAACGAGCUGGACAAUCAUCAGCGUGAGCACAAGAACAUCGAGCAGUUCCAUCCAAAAGUCGACCGAUGCGUGCAGUCCAAGAACCACUUCCACGGUGAAGAACUAACAUUGUACAGUCAGCAUCUCGUCGUUCUGCAAAAGCUUUACGCCGAAUUGCUGUCCUCCUCGAACAAGAGGCUCUCCGAUUUGGACACGUUGCACGAUUUCAUUCAGUCCGCCACCGGCGAACUGGUAUGGUUGAGCUCCAAGGAGGAAACAGAGGUGACCAGAGACUGGAGCGACAAGAACUUAAACGUGCAGACUAUCGAGCAGUAUUACGAGUCCCUCAUGAGUGACUUGGAGAAACGAGAGAUCCAGUUCUCCGCGGUUCAGGAUCGCGGUGAAGCCUUGGUUCUCCAGCAUCAUCCGGCCGCGAAGACGAUCGAGGCGUACAUGUCCGCGAUGCAGAGCCAAUGGGCGUGGCUGCUUCAGUUGACCCUCUGCUUGGAGGUGCACCUGAAACACGCGGCACAGAGUCAGCAGUUCUUCCGUGAGAUCCAGCAAGCGGAACAGUGGAUCUCGAAGAGAGACGAGACGUUGAACACCAUCUAUUCCCAGUCUGAUUUCUCGUUGGAUGAGGGAGAACGUCUCCUGAAAGGUAUGCAGGAGCUCCGGGAAGAAUUGAACAGCUACGGCGAUCACGUGCAGAAGCUGGUGGAACAGGCGAAGGACGUCGUGCCCAUGAAGCAGCGUCGACAGCCCGUGACGCGACCGAUGCAGGUCACCUGUGUGUGCAGUUACAAGCAAGUGAACAUGUCGAUCGAGAAGGGGGAACAAUGCACGCUGUACGACAACUCCGGACGGAUAAAGUGGCGGGUCAAGAACCAAGAGGGCGUCGAGUCACCGGUGCCAGGUGUCUGUUUCGCUCUUCAACCGCCGGACAAGGAAGCCCUGGACGCGGCCGAGAGGCUGCGACGUCAGUACGACAGAAGUGUCGCGCUCUGGCAGCGUAAGCAGCUGCGACUCCGACAGAACAUGAUAUUCGCUACCAUCAAGGUGGUGAAGGGUUGGGAUCUGCCGCAGUUCUUGGCGAUGGGCCAGGAUCAACGAACCGCCAUCAGGAAAGCCUUGAACGAGGACGCCGAGAAACUGUUGUCCGAGGGCGACCCGGCUGAUCCGCAAUUGAGACGAUUGAAACGCGAAAUGGCCGAGGUGAACAAGCUGUUCGACGAACUGGAGAAACGGGCCAGAGCGGAGGAAGAAUCGAAGAACGCGGGACGUAUAUUCAACGAGCAAGUAUUGGCCCUUCAGCAGGCCCUCGACGAGGCUGAAAGGAUUUUAAACACCCGUAUAGCGGCCCCGUUGCCCAGAGAUCUAGACAGUUUGGAACACCUGGUGCUGCAGCACAAGGACUACGAGCAGAGCCUUCGUCGUCUGGCGCCGGAUCUCGAUCGAGUUCAGCAAACCUUCCGUGGCAUCACCCUGAAGACACCCGCGAUGAGAAACAAACUGGACGCCGUUACCACUAAAUGGAACCAUAUCUGGAACGCUAGUAAUCUUUACAUCGAACGACUGAAGUGCGUCGAGAUCCUGCUCUCUAGUCUGGAGGAGAACACCAACGUGAUCUCCGAGUUCGAGGUGAAAUUGGCGUCGUUCGACGAGCUACCGUCCGACAUCAAGGGAUUGCAGAACGUCCUGGAGGAUCUCAGGGUACUCCAGAACGCUAUCUCGCAGCAACAGAGCGCGAUGGAUCAGCUGAACGAGGACGCUCACAGCGCGAGACGUUUGGUCGAGAAGUCACGACCGAGUCAUCGCGGUCCUCACACCGACAUGGACCGAUUGGACGCUGAAGUGAAUCGACUGAACGUCAGAUGGACGAACGUGUGCGGUCAAUUGGUGGACAGGGUUCGAGGCGCGGAAGCGGCCUACAGUUUAGCCCAGCAAAUGGAACACGCUUAUCGUAACGAGGUCGAUUUCGUCGACGAAUCGUAUGGUAAACUCGAGGUGGAGAACGCGAAGAAUCUGUUGAACAGAGUGGUCGAACGAGCCCCGGCGAUCGAGGCGGUAAACGUGACGGGCGGUCGAUUGAUCCGCGAGGGAAAGAUCUACGGACAAAGGCUUCGAGCGUUCAAGGAACAACUGGAAGAUCUCUGCCCGUCUAUGGACGCCUCGGUGAAGAAACCCCGGCGGGAAUUCGUCUCGACGGUCGACGACGUCGCGAGAAAUCUGGACAAUCUGAACAUGAAGUACACCACGCUCGUGAAUAUCCUUCAGGAGCGGGUCAGGCGGAUGGCCACGCUUAAUCCCGAGGAUGCGUCUCUGCAACGCGCUCUCCAGGAGCAAAAGCCGCUUAGAACCUUCCGAACGGAAUUCAACAUCUACGAGAGUAGCACCUGCGAGGAGCGUUUCAGCUCGACCACGACGCACUACACCCAAUCGCAGUACAGCCUCGAGCGUCACGAAAGAACAGAACGAACCGAAAGGACCGAGAAGAUCGUGUCGGACAAGGUGCGUCGCGCUGGUUCCCAGGAGGUCUCGCGUCCGGUUCCCGAUGGAACCACGACGACGCACACCGUCGAGAGGAAUCACGAGCUCGAGAAGGAAACGAUACGAAGACGGGAGGAGGACGAGAAAAGGGAGGAACGUAGCGAGGAGAGGGACGAAUCGUCCUGGUCGAGGACGACGAGCAGCGCUAGCGGCGGAAGCGUGCAUUUUAGCGAGAUUAGGAGUCUAAAGAGGAUAGAACGGGCGGACGAGGGUAUGGGUACAGAGAACGUUAUUGAGAGUAGGGGUAUCGUGGAUCCGAGAACCGGUAACGUGUUGACGGUGGGCGAGGCGAUCAGUCUUAGGAUAUUGGACGUUAGGAGGGGUAGGAUAGUGUGCUCGAGGGAUGGAAAACAGACCGUCACGAUAGAGGAGGCGGCCCGCGAGAAGAUGAUCGACACGAGGCUCGCGGAUCGUCUGCUAGGCCCGUGCGGUUACGAUGAGGAGGGACGACCGGUGUCUCUGCUCGAGGCGAUCCAACGGGAGCUGUACGACGCGGAGAAAACCGACGGAACGGGGGACAGAGCGAAGGUAACAUACAGACAGACUACACCCGUGAACGACGCGGUUAGCGUAGCCGAUGCGAUAAAGGACGACGACCACCAACCGGUCGAUGGGCAUGGUUCUUCCGCGUUGGACCCGCGGACGGGCGAACUGGUCACGGAGGACGGAGAGAGGCUGACGGUCGAGGAGGCUCACGCGAAAGGUUACCUCGCGAAGCUGGACGUGACCGUCACGGUGAAGAGAAACGCGUUGCCCCUUUCCGACGUGAUAUCCCAGGGACUGGUCGACGAGACCCUCGGUCGCGUUCUCGAUCGUGUCACCGGGAAAAGUUACUCGCUCGACGAGGCUGUCGAGAAAGGGAUACUGGACUCGACCGCGAGGGAGAUCGUGGACGUUAGGAACGACACCAAGGUGACGCUUGUCGAAGCCAUGAAACAGGGCAUCAUGAAUCCUGUAACCGGGAAGUACAUGCACGGCCUGACGAUGGAGAAACUGUCUCUGAAGGAAGCGCGUAGGAGGAAAUUGAUCGUUAAACCGAUGACGCUUAAAGAUUGUCGUGACUCGGAAAUUAUCGACGAGAGCGGUAGGAUCACUAGUCCCGCGCACAGGACGAAAUUGACUGUAACGGAGGCGAUCGAGAGGGGCGUACUUGACGCCGAUCGUUUGAACUCGAUCGUUGACGCGAGAACGGGCGAAGCGAUCACGUUGUCCGAAGCUUUGAACCGCGGAUUAAUUAACCCCGAGAAGGCUACGUAUAGAGAUGCGAAUUCGGAAGAGGAGCUUGCUCUUUCCACAGCUGUCGAGAAAGGUCUUGUCACUUCUCUUGCUCAAAAGACUAUAUUCGAUAUAGACGGUUUCAGGGAUCCUUUGACCGGAGAGUAUGUGAGCUUAAACGCUGCCUUACUGAAAGGUCUAAUCAGUUCCAAAGCCGGUGGUAGCUAUAUUGUUGAUCCAAACACGGGAGAGACAGUUUCACUGGCCGAAGCGGAGGAACGAGGCUACGUUCGACCAGAAGUCUCAGAAAUGCUCAACAGGGGAAUAGGAAUCAUCGAGGAAGGCAAGGAGAUCACGCUUCUCGAAGCUGUCUUCUCCGAACUUCUUGAUCCCAAGACUGGUCUGCUGUUAGAUCCUAGAACCAAGAGGCCAGUGUCUCUCGAGAACGCUCUAAAACGAGGACUGAUCACACCCGAUGGCGCAGCUUUGCUCACAGGGUUGUUAAACGUCACGGUUACCACGCAGACGGUGACGAAGGUGAAGGAAGUUUAUCCAGAAGAGAUAGAAAGAGCGGAGAAGGCGCGGAUUAAUGAAAAAGAAAGAAGUCCUUCUGUCGACAGAUCGAUGGAUGCUGUAGAUUCGUUUGAAGAGUCCCUUAACGACAGUGUUCCUAGAGCAAUUGGUACCACAACGACUAUCAUCACUAAAGAGCGAGUGAUCUCCUCUUCGCAGGUGAAAGGGACCACUGUAAUUAACAUUACAGACAAUUCGUUCGAGACAGUAUCUACGGACGAGGACACAAAUGUCCUGAAACCAUCGUGGUCCAGACAGCACAGGGAUUCCGAGGAUGAUCAAAACAUGAACGUCGAGUCUCCAAGGGACAAUGUUCCCAAGGAGGAUAAUUCCUCUGCAGAAAGAAGAGUAUUUGAACUGCCAACCGACGGCUGGCCUUUAUCCGAGGCGAUCGACCGUAAAUUAUUCGAUCCAAUCACAGGUCUCUUCAUAAUUCCAGGCACGGACAGGUUAGUGUCCUUCGAGGAGUGCGUGAAGCUUCGGAUAAUAGAUCCAAAUUCGAGUUUCGUGGUCGAUCCGAACAACGGCAGGAAGGUGUCCCUGCUGAGAAGUCUAGAGAAGAAUAUCUUGGAUUCCACGGGUCACUAUACUCAUCCUCAGAAAAUAUCAAUGAAAGAGGCGAUCGGUAAAGGAUUAAUUAUACUGGAAGGCAAGCAUCCCGAUGGCGACAGCUCCCAACAAAGGCUGCUACGAAUCACAAAAGUGUCGGGAGAACCGGAUAAGCUCGAGCUCUCGAGGCCGGACGAUCCUUCGAAGCAGUUAGAAAUCAAAAUCAACGAAGCUACUCACACGAUACCGGAUCCAGUCAGGGUCUCCAAAGGUCUUAUUUACGACCCUAGUACUGCUCUAGUCAUAUCAACCGAAACAGGGAAAUCCAGUGAAUUGUUAUCGGCCCUUUUCGACGGUACUCUGCCGUCAGAAGUAGUGAUCGUUAAGGAUCCCGUCUCAGGAAAGUAUGUAGGCAUAGCAGAGGCCAUUCAGCGUGGUAUCCUGAACGCGGAGACGGCUGAAUACAAGGUGGACGAGAACAGAAAGAUAUCUUUGCUCGAUGCGGCAAAAUUCGGUAUAGUCUCCGUUGUGGGCUCGCCCUUGGUACCAGUCACAUCCUCGUCACCUAUCACCGAAACAGCUCCGCCUCAUAAGACAGAAACUGUACGAACUCCUGUCGAAGAAACAUCGUACAACGAACAGGAAGAGAUAACAGGUAAACCUACCACUUCCACUUCGAUCUCUGAACUAGACUCUGCUCUUGGUUCCACGUCUAUGAUGGAUUCAGUGAUUGAUUCCUCUCCAACAGCAGCAACCAGUGAAGAGCAUUCGGUGUCCAGGACAGAAGGGGAUGUUGAACCAGAGGAUUUAAAGAGGUCCAGCUUCGAACCCAAGUAUAAGGUAACCGUUGGGAAAGCAAUGGUGUCCGUGUCAAACGGAGAAGCCAAGCCGAUAGUUCUUCAGAAGAUGAGAAAAAGGGUUGUCAGACCGGAGGAGGCGUUAGAGAGCGGCUUGAUCGAUGCAGAGACGGCCGAGAUUAUCACCGUAACAAUGGCCGUGGACGAUGGAAAACCAGUUACUUUAUCGGAAGCUUUGAAAAGCAAAAGGAUCAACGCCGCGUCAGGGAAGAUCGUAGAUCCCCAAAGAGGUGAUAUUCUUAAUAUCGGAGAAGCCGUUGAACGUGGAAUCCUGGAUCCAGAGAGCGCCGAUGUUUUGGUGCCUUUGGCGAAGAGUCUAUCUAUUCCUGGUCUGUAUAAACAGGGUCUUUUGGACCCUGAAGAAGGCAAGGUCGUUCAUCCAGAGACUGGAGCUCAUCUGACUCUCAGAGAGGCUAUUCUAUGCGAGAUAGUGGAUCCUCUGUCGAAACUAACUUGUUCAGACGGACGUACGGACACGCUUCGUAACGCUAUCGAGAGCGAUCUUGUCGAUCCCGAAAGAUCCUUGAUAAGGACCAGCGAAGGUGCCAGCGUUAAUCUAGUGACAGCUGUCGAGAACAACGUUUUCGCGGAUUCGGAGAAAAAUCGGGAACAGAUACCACCCGCUGGGAUGACUUUCACUGUGGCUCUAGAAAGAGGUUUGAUAGACGCUACCGGAAAAGAAAUACGACAUCCGAUCACCAAGGAACGUUUGUCCCUCGAGGACGCCAUUAAAGGGAAUUUCAUAAUGGCUCUGCCUGGUCCUGUUACGUCCGACAGCAUGGAGGUGACGAAGGCUCUGGAGGCCGGUCUGAUCGAUCGAGAGAAGGGUGUUUUCGUUCAUCCGUCGACUGGAACAUCGGUACCUGUUCUGGAAGCCAUUGAAUCCGGUCUGCUGGUAGUCAAACCACCGACUACUUGCGCUACAGUCACCACUACUAUCAACGGCGGUAUCACCGAGACCGUCACCUCCUAUCAUACCGUUACCACGAAGACUUUGGGUAUUUUAUCCGGCUACGAGUUAGUGAAUGCCGCAGAAGUGAGGAACAUUGAAACUGGCGAGAAAAUCAGUAUCGAAGAGGCGAGACACAGAGGUAUAGUCAGAGACGAAUCUGAACGGCGAGAGGAGUUCACUACCAAGGACAUUAAAAUGUCUUUCGACGAUGCAUUACAAAAAGGUCUCCUCGAUAUCACAGCUGGUACUUACACCAAUCCUUCGACAGGAGUCGCCAUGUCUAUUCAGGAUGCUGUUGAAAAUGGUUUUCUGGAUGUACCCUCUGAUCAACCUGAUUCUGAUUCCACAACCCAACAGAUCGAUGAGAUUUAUGACGAAAAGACAGAAAGAUUUGUGGAUCCAGAUACGAAGAAACCUUAUACCCUUACUGAAGCGAUGGAGGUCGGACUGGUUGAUCCUAAUGCUGUAAUUUAUAAUCCUAGAACCGCUGAGGCUGUGACGACCAGAGAAGCGCUACAGAGGGGAAUGAUCGAUCCUGUCACGGGAAAGACGAAAGGCCCUGAAGGACGUGGAGGGGUUUCAUUGAAAGAGGCUGCGAAAUUGGGAUUAUUGGCCGUGGUUGCUGCUCCCGUUCUUGCUGGAAAGGCGGUAUACGAUGCUGUUCGUGAUGCCUCUGCGAGUAAAGAUAAGGCUGAGGAGCCUGGAAAACAAAGGGAACAAAUUGGACCGUUGUCUCGUGUGAGAGAAGAACAGAAAGCUUCAUCGGUUGUGUUCGAACAGACACUGUCAGUGGUAGACGGUGGUCUUCAAGGACAGUCGAUGAUGCCCAAGAAACCUGUAAAACCAUUGCCAAUCAAGGAAAAACAAGAAGCAGCGACAAAGCCGCAGGAGCAACCAGAAAAAGUGGAUGAUUUGAAGCAACAGGUUGAAUCGAAACAACCUGGAGAAUCCUCGAUGAAUCUGAUCGAACGAGAGAAGUUGGAAGAGUCCUUGAAGCAUCCAAUAAAAGAAAAGGACAAAUUGGAUGCAGAAGUAUCGAAAACGAUGGAAUUAGAAACAGGUCAAAGACCACCAGAAGUACAAGAACAGCAGUCAGAGAAGUCUGUGAUGUCUUCUGUUCGGAUAGAAGAGCCAGAACAAGCCUUGAAAACACAGUACCAGCACAAAGAAGAAAUGAAAACACUGCCAGAGGAUACUUCAGAAGAGUCUGAACAAUCGGAGAUCGAGAAGGAUCACGAACAAGAAUACGAAUUGGAAUCCACUGAAGGAAGAAGGUUUGUGAUCCAGAUCACUCCCACUUUAACAGCCAGGGAUCUCGUCGCCCGAGGUGCUUACGAUCUAGAGAAAGAGAAGUUCGUGGAUCCUGAAACGGGAGACGUGGUCUCGUUCAAUGACUUCGUGAUGUACCUAGGAAUGUUCGACCCUGAUCAGGUGUUAGUCAAAGAUCUGUCUUGUAAAACUGGGGACAGGUUCGUGUCCCUUCGGGAAGCAAUCUCCAAACCCCUUGUGGAUAGAAACCUGGGGUACAUGGUCGACCCGAAGACAGGUAAAAAGAUUCCGUUCUUCGAGGCGGUGAAACUGGGCCAGAUCAAGGGGAGGCCAGCAAUGCAACGACCAGACAUCGUUGUGGUACCAGGACAAGAAGGUUUAAGUCUACGGAACGCCAUUGCAGAAGGUCUGCUCGAUCCAGAGACCUGUGAAGUGCAGGACCCAACGUCGAAUCAGAUGUUGACGUUGAACGAAGCUAUAGAGAUAGGACUCAUCGAUCCCAGCUCGAUCAGUAUCAGGGACCCCCUAAAUGACGACGUUCAGUCCCUUCAGGAACUACUCGAGGCUGGAGGAAGAGUUGACGUUCAGGACGCUUUUAUCAAAGGCUUGGUCGCCCCAAAAUCACGCAAACCAAUAUCACUGGAGGCUGCCAUCAGGAAGGGUCUUUACGACGAGAACACCGGUACCAUUCUGGACACGUUGACCGGCCAGCCGAUAGACGUAGAAGAAAGCGUCCGUAGAGGUUUAAUCGACGCGUUCAUCAGCGAGUGCGAGGACACAAAAGCUGGGACAUUCCUGUCGUUGGAAGAAGCUCUGGGCGAAUCGAAGCUUCUCAAUCCCAGGACUGGUCGAUUACGAGACACCAAAACCGGGGAAUCUCUUCCGUUGAACGUUGCUCUCAAGAGAGGCAUCAUCGCCACUACAGGAUUCGUUCCCACUCUGAUCGAUGCGAUCGUUCAAGAAUACUAUUCUCCUGCGACUGGACUGGUCGCUAAUCCGACAACAGGCGAAGAGACCACUCUGAAAGAGGCACUUGCCACCGGUUACGUCGACGGCGAGACAACUGUGGUAAGGGACGAUCGAAACGACCGAGUGUUGCCAUUGCACGAAGCCGAGCAGAAUCAGUUGAUCGAUCUCGAGAAAGGAAUACUGAUUUCACCGCAUCCGAUGACGUUGGACGUCGCCCAUGAGAAAGGAUACAUUCUAAGUACCGUGAAACCCUGGUCCCUGCAAGAGGCUCUCGCUCAUCAGACUUACGACCCCGAGAAAGGUACCUUCGACAUAGAUGGCACCACCUAUACACUCGAGAAAGCUCUCGAGAUGGGCCUGAUCGCCAAAGACAGUCCCUCCGUGAAGGAUCCAAAGAACAGCGAGAUUAUUUCUUUAGGAGAAGCUAUAAAACAAGGCCUGAUCGAUCCUAAAACAGGCACCGCUAUUGAUACCUCCACCAGCACACCUUUGUCUCUCACAGACGCUCACGAUCGUGGGCUGAUAGUACCAGCGAAGAGAAAGAUUUCUUUACCCGAAGCGGUUUUCAAGGGCCUCUACGAGCCGACCACCGGUCGCUUCAUCGUUCCAGAGACCCGCGAGAAGCUGCCGACCGAUCGUGCGAUCAAAGCAGGCGUGAUCGAUCCAAGCACCGCGGUGGUAAUUCGUCAACCGGACGGCAAAGCGAUCACCUUCGAUAAGGCCAUCAAAGAGCUGAUAAUUGAUCCUAAAACGGGCACAGUGACCAACGAGAAAGGGAAACCUGUGGACUUUCGGGAAGCAUUGGAACACGGUUUGCUGUUGGAGGCACGCCGACCGAUGACCUUCAGCGAAGCGAUCUCAAAAGGAAUCUUGGACGUGAGAACAAACAUGUUCCUCGAUCCCCAAUCGGGCGUCUAUCUCAGUCUGUUGGAUGCUAUCCAGAGGAACCUGAUAGACGCUGAUUCGGUAACGGUGAAAGACGGCAGGAGUGGUUUGCGCGAGAGGAUUUCACUAAUGGAAGCUAUAAGAACAGGUUACAUCGACGGUUCCUCUGGCAAAGUCAGCGCCACGGCCGAUUCCGAUAUGUCCCUGCAAGAAGCCCACGAUGCUGGGCUGAUAGUCGAUCAUAGAGCCGCGGUAUCCCUGCAACGGGCGAUCCAUCAGGGCUUGUACGAUGAACAGACCGGAAAGAUCACGGAUCCCAGUACAGGAAGGUUAGUCACGUUGCAUGAAGCGAUGAGGAACUGUCUGGUGAAUCCUACUUUACCUUGUUAUUGGGACAAACGAGCAGAUAGAUUGCUCUCGCUGGCGGAGACCUGCCGAGCAGGAGUGAUCGACAGGAGGUCAGGGAUGUUUAAAGAACCUGGAGGUAAUAGAUCGGUGUCUUUAAGUCUGGCCUUGCAGCUGGGUCUUAUAAUAGACAUCGAGACCACAGAGUUCAGUCUACAUCAAGCGAUCAUGAUGAAUAUCUAUGAUCCUUCUUCAGGAAAGUUCACUCAUCCAUCCACCAACAGGAAGCUAACGUUAGCGGAGUCCUGCAGAUCGGAACUGAUCGAUCCUCUCACCUCGAUCGUGCGUGAUGUUCGAUCCGAUAGAUACAUGCCACUCACGGACGCGAUCUCUUUGACGGUGAUCGACGAGACACGCGGCACCUACAACACCCUACCAGAAGGACUCAUUGAUCUGAAGGAAGCUUUCAGGAGAGGACAUAUUGUUCCCUCGAAAUUUCCAUUGAGCAUAGAGGAAGCAAUCGCCAGCGACCUUUACCGCGGUCAAACGGGACUGUUCGUUGAUCCACGUACCAACGAGAGUCUCGAUCUCACGCGUGCCUUCAAUGUGGGCCUCCUCGAUCCCGACACCACCGCCUUGAAGGACGCCACCACCGGUCAGAUAACGUCCCUGUUGAUGGGCAUCGAGAACGGCGCGAUAGACGUUCCUCAUGGUCGUAUUCUCGACUCGAAAACGAAACGUGGUUAUCCAAUUGAUGUUGCCCUCGAACGUGGCCUGCUGGUCACCCUCGAGAAACCCCUGACGCAUCAGCCAGCUCGACGAAGUCUUGCACGUAAAGACGAGCCCAGACAAGAGUACACCAUCCAAGAGGCGAUCGAGAACCGUCUUCUGGAUCCGAACACAGCGGUAGUCAGAGACCCGAAAACUGGUCGUUUCAUAACCAUCAAUAGCAUCCUAACAGACGGUAUCCUCGAUCCGUCCAGCAGAGGUACGAUCGCGUCAGACUCGCCUAAGACUCCCGAUGGCAAGCUGACGCCUCGAUUCGUUCGAUUCGGGGACGUCGAGGUGUUCUUCACGCGACCUCUAACCUUCGAGGAAGCCAUAGACGAGGGACAUUUGUCCGUAGAAACUGGAAAACUGACCGAUCCCAAGACCGGUGAUAUUGUAACCUUGAAGGACGCGGUUGGUUUGGGUAUCGUGGACUCGGAUAGCGCGUUGAUCAAAGAUACCAAGAAGAAGAAACUGGUGAAAUUAGCCGUGGCGUUUAGGAAAGGUCUAAUGGACGCUGAGAAGGGAAAUGUUCUAGAGACAGAGACCUCGAGAUUGUACCCGUUAUCGCGAGCCUUAGAGGCGGAGCUGCUUAUCACCCCCAAACGCGGUCUGCCGUUCAUCGAGGCGUUGGAGUACGGGCUGUACGACACGGCGUCCGGUCGAUUCGACGAUCCGUUCCAGGUCGCGUCCGCUCUAGACCGCGUGCCCGCCGCGUUAAGGGAGGCGAUCGACGCUGGAUCGAUCGAUCCGUCCGGUACGGUGAUCAAAGAACCGGGGACCGGUAGAAUCGUUAGUUUGUUAGAGGCUAUAAGCGUGGGGAUAGUAGAUCCUAUAGCGGGCAGGCUUUGUUGCGAGGACCAAUCGGGAAAGAGCCUUGACUUCGCGAAAGCCCUGGACCAGGGUUAUAUUCUCACCGCAGAAGCUAGGCAAGCGGUCGAGGAGAAGUACAAACUGUGCGACGAGACCUCCUCGAAAUUGCUACAAUGGAUAACCGAGGUCGAGGAGAAGCUGGCCAAUCAGGAAAACGUCAAAGAGGAUGUCGACGAGCUGCGGACUCAGAUAAACGCGAUGAAGGGGAUCAAAGAAGACCUCGAAGCCCAUGCCCGACCAGUCUCCUCCUGUCUCGAUCAGAUUCGUCAAGUGGUCCUCACCGGUGGCAACGUGUUGUCCAGCGAGGAAGUGUCCACCUUGGAGAAGAACGGUCGGUCCUUGAAGACAAGGUUCGACAGAGCCUCGGACCGUACCGAGAGGAUGGUCAAGCGUUUGAUCGCUGCCAGAGACGAAUUGGUCAAAUUCAAGAACGAAUUAUCGACCUUCUCCCAUUGGCUGGAUAACGCAAGACGUGUUCUGGAAGAGAAGGAGCAUUCCUUGUCCGACCUAAACAGACUAAGCAGCAGCACCGACUCUACCAGAGACUUCAUCAGCGAUGUUAUAGCGCACCAAGCUGAUCUUAGAUUCAUCACCAUGGCCGCGCAGAAGUUCGUCGACGAGAGCAAAGAGUUCUUGCACGUACUGAACGAGUUCCGCACCAGUUUGCCCCAGAGGUUGUCUCACAAGGAGCCAAUGUCCAGUCAAGACUCUCCAGUGAGAGGCGAAGUCUCGAUAGUCACUGCUCAGUACAAAGAUCUGCUGUCCAGAGCCAACCUUUUGUCCGACAAACUGUCUGGAGUUGGGGGAAGGCAGAGGGACUAUCGUGAGUCAUUGGAGAAAGCCAGGAGGUGGUUGAAGGAAGUCGAGCCCAAGGUUCACAGAGCCAUCUCCGAGGCGAUCGCAGCCGAACCGAAACAGGUGGAGGAACAGUUGAGCAGGGCAAAGGCAUUGAACAACGACAUGCUUGCGAAUGAACGUUUAGUGGAGAACGUCAAGGUCACCGUUGACGCUCUCCUGAGGUCCCUUGAUGGACAGCUGACACCGAAGGAGGUCGACGAACUCGAAGAGCCUGCCAGAGCUUUAGAGGACAAGUAUAGACAGCUGACGAACGCAAUUGCCGAGAAGUGUCAAGAACUGGACGCAGCUUUGGUGCGUAGUCAGGGUGUACAGGAUGCAUUGGAUAAUUUAGUGCUUUGGUUGAACAAUAUCGAGAGUCAGUUCAAGAACAUCCAACGACCAGCAAGCUUGCAGAAGGAACGCCUGGAAGAGCAGCAGAGGGACCAACGUCUCCUGCAGGCAGAUUUGGACAGCCAUCGUCUGAGCGUAGAAGCGGUUGCGUCCAGUGCAAGGGAUCUGCUUACGAAUUCAAGCAACGCAAAGAUCGCGAAGCAUAUAGAGAGCAAACUGAAAGACGUCCAGGGCAGGUUCGAGAAGUUGAUGGACAAGUCUCUUCGCAGAGGUGAAUUCCUCGAUGAAAUCGGCCAAGCUCUCGGCGACUUCUUGCUGGAGACCUCAAAGUUCGACAGCUGGUAUGCUCAUAUAAUCGAGGCUCUUGAGUCGAGGGACUUGAGCAAAUUGGACGUUGCCGAGUACGAGACUAAAAUGGCGAAUUUGAUGGACAAACGGGAGGAUCAACGUGCCAACUUCGAAGAUCUAAUACGCAAUGGGAAGACCUUGAUUUCGAAGAAAGACGUCACGGAUGUCGCACCUAUCAGAGACAAGAUCAAAGCUCUCGAGACUCAAUGGAAGGAAGUGAACAAUCUGAUCGACGAGAAACAACGGCUCAGCAAGUCCAGAGCGGAACAGCUUUCUGCGUACGAGAAGCUUCGCGAUCAGGUUAUCGAUUGGCUGACAAGAACGGAAAACAAGGUUCAGACCCUCGAACCUGUGGCUGUCGACUUGGAGAAGUUGAAGCGACAGGUUGAUGAGCUAAAACCUAUUCAGAAAGAAUAUCGCGAUUACGGUAACACUGUGGAUAAGGUCAACGAUCUUGGAAUCGCUUACGAUGGCUUGCUGAAGGAACGCACUGAGAGUCCAACUCGCCGUCGUGGCAGCACUAGUCCAACCAAGAGACCAGUACGCCGAAUGUCACAAGACGGUCGCUCACCAUCUCCCGCUAAAUUGUAUGCUGCUCAAAGUCCGGUCUCCCCAGGUGGUAGCAGCGGGUUCAGUAGUCGUCGCUCCAGUCAGGACGGUUUUCACCUCGAGGACCUGUCGCCUGUCCAACAACAGCUUUCCGAGAUCAACAAUAGAUACGGCCUGCUUGGCGUUCGGUUGACUGAUCGCCAAACGGAACUGGACAACGUGAAGGAUGAGCUGAGGAGACACGUGGACAACUUGAAGACCCUGUCUCAGUUUCUGGAGAAGAUCAAGCGACAGAUACCGAAAGAGACGAUGCCAAGCACCAAAGAAGAAGCGGAUAAGACUGCCAAGCAAAUCAAGGCGGUCAUCGAAGAGAUGUAUGAAAAACAGUCGUUGCUGGACACCACAAGAACUCAAGUCCGUGAUCUGGUCAGACGCAAGAAGGGUGCAGAUGGUGUAGACAGGCUAAACGAUGAAAUGGAAAAUGUAACCAGCAGAUGGAAGUCGUUCAGUGAUCGUUGCAAGGACAGGAUAAAGUUCCUGGACGACGUGAAAGACUUCUACGAUACAUCAGAGGGCCUGGUCUCUUGGCUUGGAUCGAAAGAAAGAAUGUUGGGCGCGCUGGGUCCGAUCUCAGCCGAUCCCAGAAUGGUCGCGAGCCAAGUGCAACAGGUUCAGGUUUUGCGAGAAGAAUUCCGCACUCAACAACCUCAGUUGGACCACCUCGUCCAAGUUGGUGAAAAUAUUCUUGCCGUGGUGGGAACUGAUUCCGCAGACGGGCAGAGAACCAGCAUGAAAUUGAAAUCGAUUCUGGACAAAUGGUCCGAUCAGUUGGCCAGACUCGACGAGAGGGCGCAGAGCUUGGGCGAUGCGGUCGACACCAGCCGCGAAUUCGACGCGAGUCUAAAUCGUUUGCGUGACGCUCUACAAGGUAUCUCUGACAAUCUGGACGAAUUGACCCUUGAAAAGGAUCCAGAGGAUCAACUGCGGAAGAUCGAGAAUCUUGAAAGACAAUUGGAGGGACAAAGGCCUUUGUUGGCUGAUGCCGAAGCAGCCGGUGAACAGCUCUGCGAAGUUCUCAGCGAUCCAGCCUCCAAAUCCGAGAUCCAUGGAAAAUUGGCCGCUGUUGGUAGAAUGUACAACAAUCUUCAGAAGAAGUUGGACCACAAGAAGGCUGAGAUAGAGGGUAACUUGAGAGACGGAAGACAAUUCGAAGCGUCUUGCACUAAAACGUUGGGCUGGCUUGCCGAUGAACUUGGAAACAUGUCCGAGAAACUGUUGGUGUCCGCUGAUCGAGAUGUCUUGCAACAGCAGCUUGAUCACCAUGAGCCUAUAUAUAGAAACGUGAUGGGCAAAGAACACGAGGUCAUCAUGCUUUUGAACAAAGGUCGUGACAUGAUCACUCGAUCCCAGAAAGUCGAGAACAGAUCUUUGCAACGCGAUUUGGACAAGAUGCAGUCGCAAUGGGAUCGUUUGAAGAAGGAUAUCCUCGACAGGCACACGAAGCUACAGACUUGCGCGGAACACUGCAAGAAGUACUACAAAGCGCAGGAUGCGUUCUUGCCAUGGCUUAGGCAGGCUGAAGAUCGACUCGAAUGUCUGAAACCGGCCUCUUUCAAGCGCAAAGACAUCGAGAAACAGCUGAAGGAACUUUCCUCGUUCAGAAACGAAGUUUGGAAACAUUCCGGUGAAUUCGAGAACAACAAGACACUCGGAGAGACCUUCCUUGGUGCGUGCGACAUUGACAAGCAGAACGUCAAGAAUGAGCUUGGCGCAAUGAAGACCAGAUGGGACAAAUUGAACAACGAUCUAUUGACAAGAACACAAUCAUUGGAGGACACUGCACGACAUUUGAUGGACUUCAACGAGAAUCUGCGGGACCUGCGACACGGCUUGCAGCGUUGCGAGGACAAGCUGGCGUCUCACGACGCAAACAAGAUUCGAUCUUUACGAGAAGAAACGACAAAUCUGAAGAAACCCUUGCAAUGCGUGAAACAGCAGGCCAAUGACUUGGCGAACAAAGCUGGAGAACAGGGUGUCGAUGCGACGCACUUGCAGGAUGAAGUGGACAAUCUGACGGAUCGAAUAAACGAUUUGCAAGCAAAAUUGGACGAUAGAUGCAACGAAUUGCAGAGUGCAGCCACAGCAGUAGCACAGUUCAACGACCAUGCGAAAUCUAUCGGUCAACAAGUCUCCAGUCUCGAGAAAGAACUGGACUCCAUGAAAGCACCUGGCAGAGAAAUCAAGAUCGUGCGAUCUCAGAUCGAGGAAACGAGCAAGGUUAUCACCAAAGUGAACAGGCUGUACGAGGAGGUUACCGAUCUAGAAAAUCUUGGAGAACGUCUGGUCGAUUACGGGUUCGCGGCUGACGCUGCAGCGACAAGGGAACAAGUAGCCGGCUUGAAACGACAAAUCGGCAAGCUCGAUGAUCGUUCACGCGAUCGCCACGACGAGCUAACCAGUACCCUGGACAAACUGCAGGAAUUCUACCAAGCGCAUGUGAACGUCAUGACCGAAAUCGACGAGGCGAACGAUCACUUCAGAAGGUUCAAACCUGUCGGUUCCGAGGUGGAGUCUAUAAAGGCGCAGCAGGAGGACUUCAGGCUUCUGAAGCUCAAGAAAAUCGAACCCCUGGCCCGUGCUGUCGAUGACUGCAACCUUUUUGGCCAGGCAUUGAUACAAACCGCGGGUCGCGACGUUAACACCGGCAACAUUGAAAAAGACGUUGACAAAAUGAACGAGAGAUGGAACGAUCUGAAGGAUCGACUGAACGAACGGGACAGGAGGUUGGACGUGGGGCUCCUUCAAUCAGGAAAAUUCCAAGAAGCCCUGGACGGUCUGGAGAAAUGGCUCACGGACACGGAGGAGAUGGUGUCCAACCAGAAAUCACCGUCUUCGGACUACAAGGUGGUCAAGGCGCAGUUACAGGAACAGAAGUUCCUGAAGAAGAUGCUGAUGGACCGACAGAACUCGAUGUCGUCCUUGUACAACAUGGGCCAGGAAGUAGCGGCAGGAGCUGACCCUAAGGAGAGGAAGAUGAUUGAGAAACAGUUGAAGGAACUCGUAGGUCGAUUCGACAACCUGACAGAGAGUGCCGCCGAAAGGAUGGACGCCCUGGAACAGGCCAUGGGAGUGGCGAAACAGUUCCAGGAUAAACUGAUACCUUUGGCGAUCUGGUUGGACAAGACCGAGAAACGUGUCAGAGAUAUGGAAUUGGUACCCACAGACGAGGAGAAGAUUCAACAACGUGUCGCUGAACACGACGCCCUUCACGAAGACAUCCUGUCUAGGAAACCCGAUUUCAGCGAGCUCACAGAGAUCGCCAGUCAAUUGAUGGCCCUCGUCGGCGAGGACGAAGCCGCGACUUUAGCCGAUAAACUGCAGGACGCCGCUGACAGAUACGCCGCUCUAGUCGAGCGAUCAGAGGCCCUCGGUACUCUGCUACAGAGAUCGAGGCAGGGUUUGCGGCAUUUGGUUCUCAGCUACCAGGAACUCCAGGCCUGGAUGGAGGGCAUGGAGAUCAGGUUAUCGAAAUACCGGAUCCUGGCUGUUCAUACCGAGAAGCUUCUCCAGCAAAUGGAAGAUCUAGCCGAUCUCACCGAAGAAGUCUCCACACGACAGACCGAAGUGGACAGCACCACCGACGCUGGCUUGGAGCUGAUGAAACACAUUUCCAGCGACGAGGCUCUUCAGCUGAAGGACAAGCUCGACUCCCUGCAACGACGAUUCAACGAUCUAGUUAGUCGCGGUUCCGACCUCUUGAAACACGCCCAAGAAUCCCUGCCAUUGGUCCAACAGUUCCAUGACAAUCAUAACAGACUGAUGGACUGGAUGCAGGCCGCGGAAUCCGCUCUGCAAUCAGCGGAACCCCGCGAGGAUGAAAUCGUCAGACUAGAAAUGGAGAUAUCAGAGUACAGACCGGUCUUGGACAAGAUCAACGCGGUUGGACCACAGCUGUCUCAACUGUCCCCCGGCGAGGGAGCAGCCACCAUAGAAGGUUUAGUCACCAGAGACAACAGGCGGUUCGACGCGAUCGCGGAACAGAUUCAGCGAAAGGCGGAGAGGAUUCAGCUUAGCAAACAACGAUCUUUAGAGGUCAUUGGCGAUAUUGAUGACCUCCUGGAAUGGUUCCGUGAGGUCGACAACCAGUUACGCGAAGCCGAGCCGCCGAGCAGCGAACCGGAAAUCAUCAGGGUACAGCUGAAAGAACAUAAAGCAUUGAACGACGAUAUAUCCAGUCAGAAGGGUCGCGUCAGGGACGUGAUAUCGACCGCGAAGAAGGUGAUCCGCGAGAACGGCCAGCACGAGGACACCUCGACCAUCCGUGAAAAGAUGGAGGAUCUCCGAGAGACCAUGGAGAUCGUCUCUGGUCUAUCCGCGGACAGACUUGGCGCUUUGGAGCAAGCAUUGCCGUUGGCCGAACACUUGCGCGACACUCACAUAGGUUUGGUCAGCUGGCUCGAGGAGGCCGAACACCAGGUCGCCAUGUUGCCCAUGCCCGCGUUGAGACCCGAUCUAAUCGCCGCCCAACAGGACAAGAACGAGCUUCUCAUGCAGAGUAUCAACGAGCACAGGCCUCUUGUAGAAAAACUGAACAAGACUGGUGAGGCUCUGUUGAAGCUCUGCAACGAGGAAGAAGGUAUCAAGAUACAGGAUAUAUUGGAGGCAGACACCGCCAGGUAUGCCGCACUCAGAGCCGAGCUUCGAAGUCGACAACAGACUCUCGAACAGGCGCUCCAAGAAUCAUCUCAGUUCUCGGACAAACUGGAGGGUAUGCUGCGCGCCCUGUCCUCCACGGCGGAUCAGGUGAACGGCGCAGAACCAAUCAGCGCUCAUCCGCCUCGUUUGCGUGAUCAGAUGGAGGAGAACACGGCCCUGGUCGACGAGCUCGCUCAUAGAUCCGAGGCGUACGCGGCCGUUCGGAGAGCUGCCGACGAUGUGAUCAGUAAAGCCGGCAACAGGGCAGAUCCAGCCGUGAAGGACAUCAAACGGAAGCUGGAGAAGUUGAAUAAAUUAUGGAGCGACGUGCAGAAGGCGACCAACGAGCGUGGUCACACCCUGGACGAUGCUCUAUCCAUCGCCGAGAAAUUCUGGUCCGAGCUGAACGGCGUGAUGUCCACCUUGAGGGAACUACAGGAUGCUCUGGCGGGCCAGGCACCCCCAGCUGCUCAACCAGCCGCGAUACAACAGCAACAGGUCGCUCUGCAGGAGAUCAGACACGAAAUCGACCAGACGAAACCGGACGUUGAACAGGUCCGUGCCUCUGGUCACGAGUUGAUGGGUCUGUGCGGUGAACCAGACAAACCGGAGGUCAGGAAACACAUCGAGGACCUGGACCAGGCGUGGGACAAUGUAACAGCUUUGUACGCCAGACGGGAGGAGAAUCUGAUCGAUGCGAUGGAGAAGGCGAUGGAGUUCCACGAGACGUUGCAGAAUCUUGUGGAGUUCUUGCAGGAGGCCGAGGACAAGUUCGCCCGUAUGGGACCGUUGGGCAGCGACAUCGACGAAGUUAAGAAACAGAUCAAACAGUUGGCCAAUUUCAAGGCCGAAGUUGAUCCUCACAUGGUCAAGGUCGAGGCUCUGAACAGGCAAGCAGCUGAACUAACGGAAAGAACAUCCUCGGAGCAAGCGGCAGCCAUCAAAGAACCAUUAGGCGCGGUGAACAAGAGGUGGGACGGUCUGUUGAGGGGCGUCGUCGAGAGACAGCGACUUCUGGAGAACGCUCUGCUACGUCUUGGACAAUUCCAGCACGCCCUGGACGAGCUUCUCGUCUGGAUCGAGAAGACGGACGACACCCUCGACAACCUGAAGGCGGUGGCUGGCGAUCCACAGGUGAUCGAGGUGGAACUGGCUAAGCUGAAGGUUCUGGUUAACGAUAUACAGGCUCAUCAGACGAGCGUCGACACACUGAACGACGCUGGCAGACAGUUGAUAGAGGACGGCAAGGGAACUGCUGAGGCGUCAACCACAGCCGAAAAAUUGGGCACAUUGAACCGUCGAUGGCGCGAUCUGCUUCAACGAGCCGCAGAUCGACAACGUGAACUCGAGGACGCUCUCAGAGAGGCGCAAUCCUUCACAGCAGAGAUCCAGGAUCUCCUGUCCUGGCUGGGCGACGUGGAUAACACCAUCGUGGCGUCGAAACCCGUCGGAGGACUGCCGGAAACCGCCUCGGAACAGCUCGAACGUUUCAUGGAGGUGUACAACGAAUUAGAACAGAACAGGCCUAAAGUGGAGACGGUUCUUCAGCAAGGACAGGAGUACCUGAAACGCGCGGACACGAGCAGCGCCGGUGGACUGAAUCACAAUCUGAGGACGUUGAAGCAACGAUGGGACAACGUCACGGCCCGAGCUAGCGACAAGAAAAUCAAGUUAGAAAUAGCCCUGAAAGAGGCCACGGAGUUCCACGAUGCCCUCCAGGCGUUCGUUGAUUGGCUGACCAAUGCGGAGAAGAUUCUAACGAAUCUGAAACCGGUGUCGAGGGUGAUGGAGACUAUACUUGGUCAGAUAGAGGAACACAAGUCCUUCCAAAAGGAUGUCAGUGUUCACCGCGAGACAAUGUUGAACCUCGACAAGAAAGGGACGCAUUUGAAGUACUUCUCCCAGAAACAGGACUUCCACGAUGCCUGGUCCAACCUGAUGAACUGGUUGGACGAGACGGAAAGGACUUUAGACGAGGUCGCUGUGGAUGGUGGACUAGGUGGUAACGAUCCUGAGAAGAUAAAGGCUCGACUGAACAAACAUCGGGAACUACAGAAGGCUUUGAGCGCUAAACAGGGCGCCUACGACGUCACCAUGAAGAACGGCAAGUCGUUAAAGGACAAGGCUCCGAAAACCGACGAGUUCGCACUGAAGGAACUUCUGAACGAACUCAAGAACAAAUGGACCACCGUUUGUGGGAAAUGUGUGGACAGACAGAGAAAGCUCGAGGAAGCUUUGCUGUUCUCCGGACAAUUCAAGGACGCUAUUCAAGCGUUGUUGGAGUGGCUCAGCAAGUCGGAGAAACAGCUGGCAAACACUGGACCGUUGCACGGUGAUCUGGACACCGUGGUGAACCUGGUGGAACAGCACAAGACCUUCGAGAAAGACCUGGAAUCCCGUGCCUCGCAGAUGGAGUCCGUGAUCAGAACCGGCCGUGAGCUUCUCGGCAAAGCGACGCCCGACGACGCGUCCGCCAUCGGUUCACAGCUGACCGAAUUGAACGAUUUAUGGAACACGGUGUCGCGGUUGUGCACCAGGAAGACCGAUCGCCUCGAGGACGCGCUCAGAGAAGCGGAACGACUGCACAAGGCGGUCCACGUGCUUCUCGAGUGGCUGAGUGACGCGGAAAUGAAGCUCAGGUUCGCUGGACAGCUGCCCGAGGACGAACAGGAGAGCAGGAAUCAGCUGAUGGAACACGAGAAGUUCCUCAGAGAAUUGCGCACCAAGGAGACCGAGAAGGAUCAAACAUUGGAGCUUGCACACUCGAUUCUCGGGAAAGCUCAUCCAGACGGGGUGCUGGUUAUCAAACAUUGGAUCACGAUCAUUCAGUCGAGAUGGGAGGAGGUGGCCACUUGGGCACAGCAGAGAAAUCAGAGAUUGGAGAACCAUAUGCGGGGACUUCAGGACCUCGAUAACCUUCUGGAGGAGCUGCUCUCGUGGCUAGAGGGACUGGAGAACACGCUGAACGCCCUCGAAGCGGAACCAUUACCAGAUGACAAACCCACGUUGGAGAUGUUGAUCGCGGAUCACCGAGAGUUCAUGGAAAACACCAGUCGCAGACAGAACGACGUCGAUCGUGUCUGCAAGGCCAGACAGAUUAAACAAGUGAAAGACACGAAGAAGAUAACGAAGGCUAAGUCACCCGCGCCGACCCGAGCCAGCCCGGGCCGUGAGAGAACGCCAGAUUCAUUGCCGCACAUCGGCCCACGCUUCCCACCUAAAGGAAGCAAAGGCGCUGAACCGGAGUUCCGUAGCCCGAGGGUGAAGCUUCUAUGGGACAGAUGGAGGCACGUAUGGAUGUUGGCCUGGGAACGACAACGUCGACUCCAGGACAAGUACAAUUACAUUCAGGAAUUGGACCGUGUCGCGAACUUCAGCUGGGAGGAUUGGCGCAAGAGGUUCUUGAAAUUCAUGAACCACAAGAAGUCCAGACUGACGGACCUAUUCAGAAAGAUGGACAAGAACAACGACGGUCUGAUUCCUCGCGAGGACUUCAUUCAAGGAAUCAUGAACACCAAAUUCGAGACAUCACGGCUAGAGAUGGGAGCAGUCGCGGAUCUGUUCGAUCGCCACGGCGAGGGAUUGAUCGACUGGAAAGAGUUCAUAGCCGCGCUGAGACCGGACUGGGAGGAACGCAGGACGUACAACGACACCGACAAGAUCCACGACGAAGUGAAACGACUCGUGAUGCUCUGCACUUGUCGUCAGAAGUUCCGAGUAUUCCAAGUCGGUGAAGGAAAAUACAGGUUCGGCGACAGUCAGAAACUACGAUUGGUUCGAAUCCUACGAUCCACCGUGAUGGUACGAGUCGGCGGUGGAUGGGUAGCCCUGGACGAAUUUUUGUUAAAGAAUGAUCCUUGCCGCGCCAAGGGAAGAACGAAUAUCGAGCUGCGAGAGCAAUUCAUACUGGCGGACGGUGUCAGCCAGACAAUGACGGCGUUCAAGUCGAAGCCGAGCCCGACGUCGACGCUCCAACGCGCGCAAAUGUCAUCCGCGAACACCGGACCUAUCACCAAGGUGAGGGAACGCAGCGCACGAAGCGUUCCCAUGGGACAGACACGAGCCUCGCGCUCUUCGUUGAGUGCUGGGACACCGGACAGCCUCAGCGACAACGAGAGCUCGUUCAGAAUUGGCUCCGCCAGGAAGACAAGCACACCUUACAGAAGUACCAUUACGCCGGGCGGUAGUCGUCCAUCGAGCAGACCAGCGUCAAGACCAGCGUCCAGACCGACCAGUAGACCCGGAAGCAGGCCCGCCUCCCGACAGGGUAGCAAACCACCGAGUCGCUACGGUUCCACGCAGUCUCUCGACAGCACAGAUGAUUCGACCAACCUGAGCCGCAUACCGCGCAGAACUACGGUCAGCACAACUGGAAAUACACCGACCUCCAGCAGACACAACAGUGUGUCUGGUAAACGACUGGGAACGCCUGUGAACGGUUCCAGUUCACGUCCACGAACGCCCACCGGUCUAGUUAGUCCAGCCAGUGGCGUUCCAGCGAGGUUUGGCACAAUCCAUAGAGCUUCGAGCAUUCCAACCCUGACUGGUGUCGGCACACCGAUCAGCCGCUCGAGGAUCCCCGUGUACGUGGGCACGGAUAUUAAAUCCCCGCAAUCGACGACCAGCAAUAUUUCCACCCAUUCCAUGCAAAGCAACGACUCGACGGUUUCUACCGAUUCCACCGGGAGCAGUUCGAUGUGUACAAAUUCAGCGACUAACACCUCGUCGGCGGUAAAGCCUGAUAGAACGAGGACACCGUCCAGUGGAUCGAGCACGCCGUUGCCGCCAUCAUUAAAGCUCUCGAGAAAACCGUCGGGCGCCUCGGACACAUCCGUCUCGACGACACCGACCACCCAACGGAAGGGAAAGCCAACGCCGAUCGACCAACGUGCACCAUUCCGAUUAUAGUCGCGCCCUCCCCCGGGCAUCAUCGUAUUAUAGUCACGCGAAAACGAAAUUAUGGCCAAACGUGUCGGCGAGGACACGGGAUCGCGACCCACGCGGGGGAUCCUCCUUGUCGACGCAACGCUUAGGAUAGUCUAAUAUAUAUAUAUAUAUAUGUGUAUGUUAAUAACGAUUCGAAAUCGCGAGGACGCCUUGAUGAAACAACACCCAGAUCAAUUUAAUAUUCGCUGCUGCCGCUUGGAUCGCGUUCGAUCGAUAUCCCCGUACAGCGCGAAGCCCUUCACCGCACGCGCAGCAGGGCGUCCGUUAAUGGAGUGUGUGAAAGAGCUUAACAUUAUUAUCGAACUAUUUUGUAAAGAAAGAAAAAACAAACAAACAACCAUGCAUAGAAUCAAGUGAUGCGAAUUAUGUACGCGACGCGCGAUCCAACAGAGAAAUUAUCCAGGGGGACCCGCGGCGUGUUUGUUCUGUUACGUAAAAGCUGCGACGCUACGUAUUAUCAGAAUCAGAGUCGCCUGAACAGCUUCCUGGGUAAUCCGUGAGGCGGUAUAUCGAUUAACUCUGUUUCUUUUCGUAAAAUAAGGUUUCUUUACCCCGACACAGAGAGUACCGAUAAAACGGUGUUUAUUAUUAAAUGUAUAAUUGUAACACGUUGCGUUAUCCAUAGGACUUAUAUAGGUGUUUACCAGCCGUGACAGGAGAGACACGGGGGGAGGGGGUGUAUGUGGGAGAACGUGUUCGAUAGAGGGGGUGAAAGAAUCCCUAGUCGCCGGUGUAUAUGCGUAGUUUCCCGAGUCACGAUUCGACGAUACGCGGGGCCCGUGUAUACGAUACCGUUGUCGCUGACGUUGACGACCGAUCGAUCGUUUUUCUUUUUCUUUCGUUGUUCCGUCGUGCACGAUUGCUGUUUCAUUCGAACGUCCGUCGAACUUCGGGAGACGCGUGGGGCCCUACGAAGGGAGCAAGGAUAUAUGAUCAAAAAAGAAAGAAAAUGGAAACGUGGACGCGUGUGUGUCCACGGUGUAAAUAAUUGCUCGUAUCUCUCCGGCUCGGUGUCGCAAACCGGGAACCACUCCGCGAAUAAGACAGUUUCCUAGAGAUUGACACCAGUUAAACGCUAUCACACGCAACGGAUUGCCUUAAAAGUCUAUCGCCCGUGCCGCUUCUUGCGCGAAUCGUACCUGCCUGCCGAGGCGAACCGAUCACCGGAAGUACAACCGGAAUAGGGCCCCAACGGAGGGGUUGGAGAACGGAUGGAUGGAUGGAGGGGGGUGUGCCCGGCCAAAGUAUAACCUCGUCGUAACCGAGGACACGCGUUCGUCAGCCAAAGCAGCCUCCCCCCGCCAUCAAGCGUCGUGAACACAUCUCGAUUUCUUGCUGCGGACAAAAACUAAAGGUGGCAUUUCUUUCGUCCCGUCAUAUUUUUCUCUCUCUUCUGUUUCUGUUUUUUGUUGCCUCAUUUUUUACGUUCUAGAAUUUUGCGAUUAACGCACGGAUACUCGUACCCGAUGAUGCGAUUUAAUCUAUUAAUCUAUUCUUAAAUGUUAAUCUCUGUUUUUUUUUUCGCUUUACUUGAAGGUUCUGUAUCGUCGCUAACUAAUUGCAGUGGAAAGAAAAAAUAUACGCAAACGCACACGCAUUUGACACCAAAAAAAAAAAAAA
This is a messenger RNA of Dufourea novaeangliae, 26810 nucleotides long. RefSeq names its product microtubule-actin cross-linking factor 1 (gene shot). Gene Ontology annotation, cellular component: cytoskeleton; membrane; intermediate filament. Bases 42 to 25151 code for a protein of 8369 amino acids. The record is from RefSeq and is a predicted model, not a curated record. Gene Ontology annotation, biological process: wound healing; intermediate filament cytoskeleton organization. Gene Ontology annotation, molecular function: calcium ion binding; structural molecule activity; microtubule binding. NCBI's taxonomy places the organism in Eukaryota, Metazoa, Arthropoda, Insecta, Hymenoptera, Halictidae. The transcript has 37 exons.